AUGUCCUUCCGCGAGGCAUACGUGCCCCCGGUUCGCCAGUCGGCCCAACAGCAGCAAGCCGCCAGCAACCACGGCGGCAGCCGGACCCCCAGUUUCUCUCAGCAGGAGGGCAGCACCGUUCCCGUCAACGGUGCAAACGAUGAAGAAGAAGAAGAAGAAGACGACGACACCCGCAUCCUCUACCAGUCCAAAACCAGGCGCACAAACAUCGUCAGCCCCUCCCAAGCGGCCGCCAGCCUCAGCCAGCCCCAGGGCCUCCCGUUCCGGCCGCGUGUGAACCCCGGCCGCGCAGCCUACGCCACGCCCGACGAGAAAGUCUACUACAUCUGCGGGUCUUGCAACCUGCUCUCGGGGUUCAAGUCAAACGACAUGUUGCGGUGCCUCAACUGCGGCGGGAUGACCAUGUUCAAGCCGCGAGUCAAGAAGUAUUAUUCACGUCCU
Messenger RNA from Thermothelomyces thermophilus ATCC 42464, 441 nucleotides. RefSeq lists its product as uncharacterized. The transcript has a single exon. NCBI's taxonomy places the organism in Eukaryota, Fungi, Ascomycota, Sordariomycetes, Sordariales, Chaetomiaceae. Gene Ontology annotation, biological process: DNA-templated transcription. Gene Ontology annotation, molecular function: DNA-directed RNA polymerase activity; DNA binding. The annotation marks the transcript as partial. The record is from RefSeq and is a predicted model, not a curated record.